AUUGCAGAGUUCAGGUUUCUAAAAAGAUUGAUACUUGUUCACGGGCGGUAUUCUUACAACCGUACAGCAUUUUUAUCCCAAUAUUCAUUCUAUAAAUCCCUCUUGAUAUGUUUUAUCCAGAUCUUCUUCUCUUUUAUUUCAGGUGUCUCUGGAACUAGUCUUUUCAAUUCUGUUAGCUUGAUGGCUUAUAAUGUCUUCUAUACUAGUAUUCCUGUUCUUGUCAGUGUCCUUGACAAAGAUCUUAGUGAACAAACUGUGAUGCAGCAUCCUCAAAUUUUAUUCUACUGCCAGGCAGGAAGGCUUCUUAAUCCUAGCACAUUUGCUGGAUGGUUUGGCCGGUCCCUAUUCCAUGCAAUUGUUGUAUUUGUAAUCAGCAUACACGUCUAUGCUUAUGAAAAAAGCGAAAUGGAGGAGGUUUCAAUGGUAGCACUGUCAGGAUGUAUAUGGUUGCAGGCUUUUGUUGUGGCAUUGGAGACCAAUUCCUUUACCGUGUUCCAACAUCUUGCCAUAUGGGGGAAUUUAGCUGCCUUCUACGUCAUCAACUGGAUCUUCAGUGCUAUUCCAUCAUCUGGGAUGUACACAAUUAUGUUCCGGUUGUGUCGCCAACCAUCUUAUUGGUUAACUAUGUUGCUCAUAGUUGGGGCAGGAAUAGGUCCAAUCAUGGCUUUAAAAUAUUUCCGUUACACCUACAGACCAAGUAAAAUCCAUACACUUCAGCAGGCUGAACGUAUGGGUGGUCCCAUUUUGUCUCUGGGGACUAUCGAACCGCAGGCAAGAUCUUUAGAGAAAGAAGUUUCACCAUUAUCAAUUACUCAACCUAAGAGCAGAAGUCCAGUUUAUGAACCUCUAUUAUCUGAUUCUCCAAAUACUAGAAGGUCUUUCGGGGCAGGUACUCCAUUUGACUUCUUUCCGUCGCAGUCCAGAUUGUCUUCUGUUUACUCGAGAAACUGCAAGGAUAACUGAGUUUACUACACUACUUAUUUGAUGGCUAGAAAAUGUAUAAGUCGCUAUUUGAGCUGUAGGAUUUUUUUAAAAUUUUUUUGGUGAUACCUCAUUGUAUCUAGUUGUUUCAUAGGUUAUACAUUCACAGAACUCCAUAAAUUAUUUUUACAGUGAAAAUACAGGUAUAAUUUAAUUACCUGAGCCUGAGGCUGAGCUUAUGGGGUGGACCUGGAAGGCUGGAACUUACUCUGAUCGAUGUAUUUCAACGAUUGAAAGAAACUGAGUGAUAACAUAUGGAUAUAAUUGCCGUUUCAAAA
Messenger RNA from Pistacia vera, 1259 nucleotides. Its product is annotated as phospholipid-transporting ATPase 2-like. The annotation marks the transcript as partial. Gene Ontology annotation, biological process: phospholipid translocation. The transcript is spliced from 6 exons. Gene Ontology annotation, molecular function: ATPase-coupled intramembrane lipid carrier activity. Gene Ontology annotation, cellular component: plasma membrane. Lineage: Eukaryota; Viridiplantae; Streptophyta; Magnoliopsida; Sapindales; Anacardiaceae. The record is from RefSeq and is a predicted model, not a curated record.